Molecule: messenger RNA, 840 nt
Organism: Quercus robur (English oak)
Lineage: Eukaryota; Viridiplantae; Streptophyta; Magnoliopsida; Fagales; Fagaceae
Product: endo-1,3;1,4-beta-D-glucanase-like
Exons: 8
Coding region: 1-840 (279 amino acids)
Biological process (GO): DNA topological change
Molecular function (GO): hydrolase activity; ATP binding; DNA binding
Source: RefSeq, a predicted model, not a curated record
AUGUGGGUGGCUAAUAAAUGUACCUUGAUUUUAACUGAAGGAGAUUCAGCUAAGGCUCUUGCAAGCUCAAGGGGAAGGAACAUUUCUCUGGACCGGGCCAACAAACUGAAGAAGAGCGUUUCCUUAUGGGUAAUUACCCAUUUUCGCCCACCAACCUUGAACCGAAAUGCAGGAGCUGGCCAUGUUGAACAGCUUGGUGGACUCAGCACCUAUGUCUCUGGCUCUCCCAACUCCAAGCUUGCCAUCCUUCUCAUCUCUGACGUUUAUGGAUAUGAGGCUCCAAACCUGAGGAAGCUUGCAGACAAGGUUGCAGCUGCUGGAUUUUUUGUGGUAGUUCCUGACUUCUUUAAUGGAGAUCCCUAUGUGCCGGAUGAUGCUAAUAGGCCUAUACAAGUUUGGUUGAAGGAUCAUGGAACGGAUAAGGGAUUUGAGGAGGCAAAGCCAGUAAUUGAAGCUGUAAAAAGUAAAGGUGUUUCUGCAGUUGGGGCUGCUGGCUUUUGCUGGGGUGCCAAGGUUGUGGUUGAACUUGCAAAGGCUGAGUUUAUCCAAGCUGGUGUGCUAUGUCAUCCUUCAUUUGUCACUGUAGAUGAUAUCAAGGGGGUUAAGGUUCCUAUUGCAGUACUAGGAGCUGAAAAUGACCAUCUUUCUCCACCCACGCUCUUGAAACAGUUUGAAGAGGCCUUAGCUACUAAACCUGAGGCUGUGUGCACAGAAUCUGGGAUGUUUGCUCUGAGGGAGAGGAGGGUUGAUGUAACAGAAGAAGAUUUUGAGAUGGUAGUGGCAAAGGUAAUGAAGAAGGAGACCGAGAAAAACAUGUCAUUGCGGAAGCUAUGGAAGUAG